CCAGUCAGCUGACGUUCAGCACAUCCGCCUGACCCGCUACUGUUUACAAAUCAGCACAGAGUCCGAUACAGCAGAAUGAGGAGUCCUGCAUGAUCUGAACAGAGUCAUCCUUUUCUUUGGAGUCUUGGCUGAGGAGAAUCACGAGGCUGUGACAGUCCGGCUGGGUCGCGGUCAUGCAGCACCCCAAUUUCGAAACCCGCCACCCACUCCAGACAGACGAGCAGCAGGAGACAGGCUUCGACCCGCUCAAUAAUUUCAACAAGAACCGCAGCAGAGGAUCACUUGACAGCAGCACUUACUCACAGUCCCAGUCAACCUUCCUCUCAUACAGGAAAGAAUGGGACGACUUGUUCCUCAACAGUAAUUACCUGGCCAGGAUCCGGCAGGCAGGCAUCAACGGGCGGCUGAGGAGCAGCCGCUUUCGGAGCGUAUGCUGGAAGUUGUACCUGGAGGCUCUGCCAGAAGAUAAGGGCCAGUGGAUCAACAAGACCAAGGAGCUGCGGGGCCAGUAUGAGAAGAUCAAAGAGACGCACAUUACAAACCCUCGCAAGGCUGCCGGCCAGCAGGACCUGGUGGUCAACAACCCGCUGUCCCAGGAUGAAGGGAGCCUGUGGAACAAGUUCUUCCAGGAUAAAGAGCUGAAGGGGAUGAUCAAGCAGGAUGUGAUGAGAACUUUCCCAGAGAUUCGUUAUUUCCAGGACGACGAUGUGAGGACCAAGCUGACGGACAUUCUCUUCUGUUACGCCAGAGAGAACGAACAGUUACUGUAUAAACAGGGGAUGCACGAGCUGCUGGCUCCCAUAGUGUUUGUGCUGCACUGUGACCAUCAAGCCUUCCAACACGCCAGCGAGACGGCCAGCCCCAGUGAGGAGAUGAAGUGUUUGUUGAACCCAGCGUACCUUGAGCACGAUGCCUAUGCCUUGUUCUCGCAGCUGAUGGAGACAGCAGAGCCGUGGUUCUCCAGCUUUGAGAGGGAAGUGAGGAAGGGUAAGGAAGAGAUGCUGACCAGCAUCCCGUUCGCACGGCCCCAGGACUCUGGGCCAUCUGUUGCCAUAGUCACCAAAGUCAACCGCAUCCAGGACCAGCUGGUGAAGAAGCAUGACAUUGAACUGCACAUGCACCUCAACCGGCUGGAGAUCGCCCCUCAAAUCUACGGCAUCCGGUGGGUACGUCUGCUGUUCGGCCGCGAGUUCCCGCUCCAGGACCUGCUGGUGGUGUGGGACGCCCUGUUUGCUGACAGCAUCACUCUGGACCUGGUGGACUACGUCUUUGUUGCCAUGCUGCUCUACAUCCGAGAUGCUCUCAUCGCCAGUAACUUUCAGACCUGCCUGGGCCUGUUAAUGCACUACCCUCCAUUAGGAGACAUCAACUCCCUGCUGCAAAAGGCUCUUUUCCUCCGAGAUCCCAAAAACUAUCCACGUCCUGUCAACUACCAGUUUCAGCAGAAUCUGGAUUACUACAAAACAAGGGGAGCCGACCUGAUGAACAAGUCACGUUCUGGUUCUACAAAAACAGCCCCCCUCAACAUCAACAAGGUCUCCAGCAGCCUGCUGAGCUUUGGCAGGAAGCUCAUCGCGCCGGCAAUAUCGAGUGGGUCCGGUGGUAUCUCACCAAUCAACAGCGAGGUACACUCCUCGUCCUCCUCGUCCUCCUCAACCUCCCCUGCAUCGGCGCCAGCGCCCACCCUGCCUCACCCUCUAGCCGAGCCCCCACCAGGCCCCGCCCCACUCCAGACCCAGAGCCACGCCCAGACUCAGCACUACCGCCUGCUCAAGUCCGAGAGCAUGCCUGUCCACCUCAGCAAAGAUGUAGUUUCAGGUGGAGUGUCUCAGGUCGCUCUCCCAGCCCAGACUCACACUGACACACAAGGCCAAAGCUCCAGGACGGUCAGCUCCUCUCCCAGCAUAGAAAGCCUCUCCGGUGGACGAGCUCAAUCCACUGCCUCCCCGCCUCUUCCCCCCUCCCGAGGGAGCGAUGUCAGCACUUCAUCUCCGCCUCUCUCCGCCACCAAGAAGGAGUCUUUCUUCAACAUCACUCGCUCUCGCUCCCACAGCAAGACCAUGGGCAAGAAAGAGUCGGACGAGGACCUGGAGGCCCAGGUGUCAUUCCUUCAGGGCCAGAUCAAUGACCUUGAGGCUAUGAGCAAAUACUGUGCCAAGAUGAUGAACACUCACAUCUGUAAAAUCCAGGAAGUGAUUCUCCAAGAAAACCUGGAGAAAGAGGAUGAGGUCCUGGUGUCACUAGCUGGACUAAAACAAAUCAAAGACAUCCUCAAGGGGGCGCUGCGUUUCAACCAAAGCCAGCUGGAGGCCGAGGAGAAUGAGGAGAUCUCCAUCGCUGAUGAUCACUAUACAUCCACAGCGGUUGCUGAAACUGCUCUGAGCGCCAACAGUCACCAAGGUGACCACCAACAAGAAGGAAGCAGCAGGCAGAUCCGAGACUCCGAUAUGGACGGGAGUGUCAGCACUGAUGAGAAGGAGGAAGAGGAGGAGCAGGCGAUGACCCCACCUGAGCAACAGGUGGCGUCUUCACUCGGCUCCGAGGGUAAGAACUGGGAUGACUACAUCCUUGUGUGCCAGGACGGAGACCUGCCGGCUGCUGAAGGAGGAGGAGGAGGAGAAGGAAGAGCCGCAGCCGAGCGCACCCCACCGAUCAGGCGAGGGCGCGGCUUGGUGCGAAUGGAGCCUGAGGGCGCGGCAGGAACCUUCAGCGACCCCCUGAUGGCCGGCAUCACCUCGGGCUCCUCCAGUCCAGACGAGGGCUCCACCCACAGCAAGGACUCUGACUUCACCAUCGUCAACCCGAAUGACCUGUGAACGAGCAAAUCGCCCCUACUUCUCCUCCUCUUAUACCUUUAUCGCAUCCCAUACCGAGGAUGUGAUAAAAAAUAAACUGACUUAGGAUCAGAGGGUGGAAUCUGCAGUUUUUGGUGGCGCACCGCCGGAGCUGCUGUCAGCUAAAAAAAAUUGCACAUGUGGACUGUGACACUUCCAGUCACAAAUACCUUAUACUCUGUCUCUUUACCUGUCAUCUGUGCCACCUCAGUCCUGUCUAAGCUGAUGCUGUAGGCUCUCUCAUUUACCCUAAUGCCUGUCUCCUCAUUACGUUGUGUCCCCGUCACUCAUGAUAUUUAAUUGCAGCACUCUGCUCUACAGAGAGAGGGUGCCAUUGAACUGCUUACCCUGUCACUACAUGAUUACUCUGAAGAGUUGGACCUCAAACUGCUAUUUCUUUCUAGGGGAGGACUCCCUCCUCUUGGACUUACUGUAAUGAUCAGGAGUGUGAUACUCUUGAUUCUUCUGAAUGUGGAGAUCUGGCCAUACCUCUGCUUGUGUUGUGUCUGUAUGUCUAUGUCCUUACAGAGGAAGCUCUCUUCUCUGAUACUCAACGGAAAGACGCAUGACGUCCUCCUGCCAGUUACGGAGGGCAGCUUUCUCACCCUCAUAAACCAGUGCCUCUGACCAUUAUUCUUCUCUCAACCAAACAAAACCUGACUCUGUGAUCUUUACUCUUUGUUAGCAUUCUUGUUUUUGUUUUUAAGAAAAUAUUUUUAACCCUUAGUUUAGUUUACUGAAUGAAAAUUAUUAAAUUAUGGAGUAAUUUUGUUCCCCCUUUUGUUUUGUUUUUAAUUGAUUCCAAUACGGACAUUUUAAUGUGAUUAUUUUCAUUUCUCACAUUACAACUGAGUUCUUGUGUCCUGUGGAAAUCAUGUAUAGCAGCACACACAAAGAAUGUCCCUCUAGCUGCCCAUUCAGCAUAAUUAACUCAAGACCAAUAAAACUACAUUGCUCUUGCUACA
This is a messenger RNA of Epinephelus lanceolatus (giant grouper), 3799 nucleotides long. It is a transcript of the gene tbc1d5, whose product is annotated as TBC1 domain family, member 5. Gene Ontology annotation, molecular function: GTPase activator activity. The record is from RefSeq and is a predicted model, not a curated record. Lineage: Eukaryota; Metazoa; Chordata; Actinopteri; Perciformes; Serranidae. Gene Ontology annotation, biological process: activation of GTPase activity.